AUGGAUCGCUGGACUGACAGAGUCGUCUUGGUGACUGGAGCUAGUUCAGGGAUCGGACGGUCAAUCGUGGUCGAACUGUCAAAAUACCCUUUGAAAAUCGUCGCUGUGGCUCGGAGAAUCAACUUGUUACAAGAACUUUCCGACGAGUUACAGUCAUCUGUGGCUAAAAUCUACCCGGUUCAAUGUGAUUUGACUCGCGAAUCGGAAAUAUUGAUUAUGUUCAAGUGGAUCGAAACCACCAUCGGCCAAGGAGUGUCGGUCACGAUCAAUAAUGCCGGCACAAUGAUUAAAAGCAAAAUGUUGGACGGUGAAACAAAUGACUGGAGAUAUUUGUUCGAUCUCAACGUUAUAGCAGUAACCACAUGCUGCAGGGAAUCAUACAAAUCGAUGAAUAAAUAUGGUAUUAUAGAUGGACACAUUAUAAAUAUAAACAGCACCGCUGGGUACACAAUGCUACCACUCUCAGGACAAAAAGUGUACAAUUCGUCGAAAACUGCACUUACGUAUUUGACUGAAGGGCUCAGACACGAACUCGCUCAUGUUGGGUCUAAAAUCAAAGUAACUAGUAUCAAUCCCGGAAAAGUAAACUCUGAAGCUGUCGGAAAUGUCGAAGGAAAUAAAAAAUCUAAUUUGUCAAUGAAGCCCGAAAGAGUGGCUUCCAUGGUUAUCGUAGCAUUAACUCAACCUUCAGAUGUUGUGAUAGGCGAAUUGACCGUUCUGUCUGUGGGUGAAACCAUACAAACGUAUCCUCCACCCAUCAUAUCCUUAAAGUAA
Macrosiphum euphorbiae (potato aphid) is the source of this 774-nucleotide messenger RNA. NCBI's taxonomy places the organism in Eukaryota, Metazoa, Arthropoda, Insecta, Hemiptera, Aphididae. The record is from the annotation of a GenBank genome assembly.